UUCGCCCGUCGUCGAUUGCUGAUUCGCGAAGCUGCCGCUGACCGCGCAUCAAUCCAGUACAGGCAGCCGCACGGAAUCGCCACAAGCCCACACCGAAUUCCUAACUGAUCCUGUCCCGUGAUCAGAGAAGGAGGUCAUGAGGAAGAAGAAGACACCACCGAUAAGUAAUUUUUUCAAGCCAAUUGCUUCAAACUCUACAGUUGAAAAUGCAAAUGCAACCGUGGAGGUCGAUGUCACAGAGCAACCCACUGAUAACAGUGUCCCCAAUCUCAAUUCAGUUGAUAUGCCACCCCCCAAGCAAAAUAUUGAGGCAUCUGUAGAAGUAGAAGUUCUAGAACAACAAAGAAUCGGAAGCACACCAUUCGAGCGAGACCCUGGAAAGCGCAAACAGAUUUGGGAACUCCCUCUUGAUAAGCAAAAUGAAGCACGCCAAUUCUAUAUUUCUGAAGGCCGAUACAUGCCAUACAUGAGAGAGUAUCCAUAUAAUGAUGAUCCACCAAAACAUCGUCGGCGUUUCCAGUACAGUUGGUUCAAGGAUUUUGAAUGGCUUGAGUUUUCACCUUACACAAAGCGUGCAUAUUGCUUCCAUUGUUUCCUCUUCUCAAGAAAGCCGAUUGGGAAGUGCGGCUCAGAAACAUUUACUGUUUUGGGCUUUGAUAGGUGGAAGAAGGUGAAUAAUGGGAAAGAGUGUGCUUUUUUAACUCAUAUGGGUAAAGAUGCUGGUUCAGCCCAUAACUUCUCAGCUCGUUGUUAUGAUAAUUUCAAAAACAGCAUGACUCAUAUUGAUAAGGUGUAUGGGAAAGCAACCGCAAAAACGAUUUUAGAUGCAAGGCUAAGGCUCAAAGUUACAAUUGAUUCCAUCCGGUGGUUAACAUUCCAGGCUUGUGCUUUUAGAGGGCAUGAUGAAUCUCCGGGAUCCAUUAACCGGGGUAAUUUCCUAGAACUGGUAAAACUUUUGGCUUCUUAUAACAAGGAGGUGAAAGAUGUUGUCUUGGAAAAUGCUCCUGAAAACGCAAAGUACACAUCUCAUCAGGUUCAAGAGGAAAUUCUUGCUAUACUUUCUCGAAAGGUGCAAAGAACAAUUAGAGAAGAAAUUGGUGAUAGCAAAUUUUGUAUAAUGGUUGACGAAGCUCGCGAUGAAUCCAAGAAAGAGCAAAUGGCGUUGGUCCUCCGGUUUCCUGACACUGAAGGGUUCAUACAAGAGCGUUUUGUUGAUGUCAUUCAUGUGAAUGACACUCUUGCAUUGACUCUCAAGGAGACAAUUUGCACUGUUCUAGCAGAUAACAAUUUAAAUGUGGAAGAUAUCAGAGGUCAGGCCUAUGACGGGGCCAAUAAUAUGCGAGGGGAGUGGAACAGAUUGAAGGCUUUAAUUCUGAAGGCGUGCCCUUAUGCAUAUUACAUUCAUUGUAUGGCGCAUCAGCUUCAAUUGGCCCUUGUUGCAGCAUCACGAGAGAUACUCUCUAACACUAAGGUGCUCCUCGCUGAUCUAAGAGAGGAAGGAUGGGAACCUCUCAUAGAGGAGGUUAAGACCUUUUGUGUGAAGCAUGAAGUUGAGAUCCCCGAUAUGAGUCGCAAGUAUGUUGAUGUGACUAAGUCUCGGAAUAAACAUAAUAACAUCACGGUGCUUCACCACUACAAAGCAGAUGUGUUCAAUGUGGCGAUAGAUCAACAACUGGUUGAGCUAAAUGACCGUUUUAGCGUUCAGACAACAGAGCUAAUGACACUCUGUGCAUCCUUGGAUCCAAGGCAUGACUCGUUUGACAUAUCAAAGAUUUGCAUGCUUGUGGACAAAUUCUAUCCAGCGGAUUUUUCUAGUCAAGAGCAGGCUCGCCUGGAGUCACAACUUCCACACUAUCAGUUAGAUGUUUGCAACCAUCCAGAGCUGAAUUCUUCGUCAUCACUGGCUGAUUUGACCGUUGCAUUGCAUAAAACAGGUAAAGCCUCUGUGUAUCCAAUGGUUGAUAGAUUAUUGCGCUUGGUCAUCACUCUCCCGGUGUCAACUGCAACUGCGGAGAGAGCUUUUUCAGCAUUAUCAAGACACGUCUCCGAAGUAAAAUGGGUGACGAUUUUGUUCGACCUUACAUGGUUGUAUACAUUGGGAAGGAAAUAG
Molecule: messenger RNA, 2110 nt
Organism: Triticum aestivum (bread wheat)
Lineage: Eukaryota; Viridiplantae; Streptophyta; Magnoliopsida; Poales; Poaceae
Exons: 5
Coding region: 137-2110 (657 amino acids)
Molecular function (GO): protein dimerization activity
Source: RefSeq, a predicted model, not a curated record